CACCAGGGCGACCAGUAAAACGGGAGGCGUAAUAGAAGGGCGGGAGAGGGACGAGCACGAGCGCGGGAAAAGGUGACCGGCCACGGGGGGCGCGAUGAUCGCCGACAGGCCGUCGCCGGCGGGGGCGGGGGCGGGGGAGGCGGCGGCCGUCGAGCCCGUGUCGACGCCGCUGCUGCGGCGGAGGGGGUCAUACACGAGGUGCAUGUCGCACGCGCGCGACGAGCUCGGCAGCUUCCGGUCGUGCCUGCGGUGGAUGUGCGUCGAGCACUCGGACGGCUCCGGCGCCGCGGCGUCGUGGCUGGUGUUCGCGCUCCUCGCCGUGGCCGUCCCCGUGGCCGCGCGCGCGGCGCUGCCGCGCCGCGCCUACGACGCGCAGGUGCAGGCGUCGCUCACCCUCUCCGCGGCGCUCGCCUACGUCACGCUGUCCAGGCUCGUCCGGCGCCGCGGCCUGCGGCGGCUGCUCUACCUGGACAGGCUCCGGCACGACUCCCAGGACGUCCGCGCCGGGUACACCGUCCAGCUUGCCGGGUCCUUCAACCUCCUCGCCUGCUUCGUCCUCCCCUGCUUCCUCGCCGACGCCGCCUACAAGGUGUACUGGUACUGCGCCAACCGGCCCUUCCCACUGUGGUGGUCCGCCGCCGCGUGCGCGCUGGAGAUGGCGUCGUGGAUGUACCGCACGGCCAUGUUCUUCAUGGCGUGCGUGCUGUUCCGGAUCAUAUGCUUCCUGCAGAUCCUGCGCAUGACGGGGUUCGCCCGGGACUUCGGCCAGUGCGCCGACGUCGCCGCCGUGCUGCGGCAGCACCGCCGCAUCCGCGAGCAGCUCCGGCGGAUCAGCCACCGCUACCGCAAGUUCAUCGUGUCCUGCCUCCUCCUCGUCACGGCCAGCCAGUUCUCCGCUCUGCUCGCCGCCACCAGGCCCCACGCUCAGGUCAACAUCGCCACCUCCGGCGAGCUCGCGCUGUGCUCCAUGAGCCUCGUGACAGGGCUGCUCAUCUGCCUCCACAGCGCGGCCAAGAUCACGCACAAGACGCAGGCGAUCACCAGCGUCGCGGCGCAGUGGCACGCCGACGCCACCAUCAACAGCCAGGACCGUGACCACGAGAACCCCAGGACGCCCAGCAAGGCGUCCGCCAACCACUUCCACGCGGCGAGCCCCGUCGUCGUCGUCCCCCCGGGCGCCUCCUCCUCCGGCGACGAGUCCGACGACGGGUCGGCCCGGAGCGACGACGACGCCCUCGACGGCGCCAAGUUCGUGUCGUUCCACGCCACCAACAUCUCCUUCCAGAAGAGGCAGGCUCUAGUGACCUACCUGGAGAACAACCGGGCGGGGAUCACGGUGUUCGGCUUCGUCGUCGACCGGACAUGGCUCCACGCGCUCUUCAUGAUCGAGUUCUCGCUUGUCAUGUGGCUGCUAGGAAAGACAAUCGGGAUAUCCUAAUCAAGGGCAACUAAUUGAAAACUGUGUAUAUGAUCCAGCGAUAGCUCACCGUCGAUGCAUGUACCUGGUGUGAUGUGUAGUGUAGAGUUCGUGACAUCUGAAUGUGUAAAUCACGCGGACAUAUAUGAGAAACCGUGUAAUAGUGCUCAUGAUGGUGCCGGAACUACUUGAUG
Oryza brachyantha (malo sina) is the source of this 1611-nucleotide messenger RNA. RefSeq lists its product as uncharacterized. NCBI's taxonomy places the organism in Eukaryota, Viridiplantae, Streptophyta, Magnoliopsida, Poales, Poaceae. Bases 95 to 1438 code for a protein of 447 amino acids. The record is from RefSeq and is a predicted model, not a curated record. The transcript is spliced from 3 exons.